Messenger RNA from Pistacia vera, 1196 nucleotides. Its product is annotated as protein RESTRICTED TEV MOVEMENT 2-like. Bases 63 to 1076 code for a protein of 337 amino acids. Lineage: Eukaryota; Viridiplantae; Streptophyta; Magnoliopsida; Sapindales; Anacardiaceae. The record is from RefSeq and is a predicted model, not a curated record. The transcript is spliced from 2 exons.
AAUUGCUUAACUGUAUACACUUUCACAGAAGAAACCAAUUAAGCUAGAAUUAGAAGAGAGAGAUGGCUAAGAAAUCACAAACUGGUGCAGAAACAAUGGAUCCUAAGCUUUUAAGUUAUGAGGAUUUUCAUCCCUUUGCCGAGAUGAGCGAAGACAAAGAUAAUAUUAUCUUGACUCUUCAUCUUCCUGAUUUCCAGAAGGAGCAAUUAAAUAUCACGUGCGUACGCGCAUCUCACAUAAUUCGAAUCAAGGGAGAGCAACAAAUUGCAAGCAACAAAUGGCGCCGGUUCAAUCAAUCUUAUACAGUUCCACAGAAUUGUAACCUAAGUAAGACCCUAGCGAAAUGGCAAAAUUCAGUUCUAACAAUCAUAACACCGAAGGAGAAUGUCACGCCGCUAGUUGUUGCAGCAGCUAAAGAUCAAGAAAAGACUCCGAAAGAAGCUCCAAAGAUGGAUGUUGAAAAGCAAGUUGAUGAUCACCAGAAUACUGAAAAACCUAUAAAUAAAGAGGCCAUGGCUCGAAAGGGUCCAGAUGAAACUUCACCACAAUUACCACAAGUUGCUUCAACUAGCAAUGAUGCCAUGAACAAGCAAGCUGCAGAGACGAAACGUGAGGCGGAAAAGGCUGAUCGAAGUGUCGAAGAAUUUACCAAAAAGGAAACAAUUAGCAAAGAAACAUGUUCAGAGAAAGAGAAGGAGAAGAAUAUUGUUGAUAAACCUGAGAAAGAGGCCAAAGCUCAAAAGGGUCAAGAUAAAACUUCACCACAAAAUUAUGCCAUGGACAAGGAAAUUACAAGUAAGAAGGAUGAUCAAAGUACUGUCUCAAAGGGUUCUGGUUCGGAGAAAGAGAAGGAAAAGAAUGAUAUUGUUGAUAAAGAAAAAUUAUGCGGUGAUGCAAAUUUGGGGGAAAUGAAGAGAAUUAAAGAUGCUGCGAUGAAGGCUGUGAAGGGAAUGGCAAUGGAGAAUAAAGAAGAGAGGCAAAUAAAUAUGGUUAAUGUUGGUGUGGCAGCUAUUGUGCUUGUGGGAAUAGCAGCUUAUGUUUCGUUCAGAAUUAGAUCAAAAGCUAGAAAUAAUUAAUUAGAUUGUUCUUGAAAUAUGAAAUACAUCAUGAUUAAUUAAUUCGUGAUAAAUAUGUGAUUAAGAGAGUUGUAUUUGUGUUCUAGUUGUGAAUAAAAUGGAUACCAAUGAUCCCGUUUA